AUGUUUCUAUCGCUUGUUUUCAUUUCGAAGGGCUGCAAUGGUGGGACAUUUGUUGAAGCCAUGAGUUUUUUGGAAGACUAUGGUGUCGUGACUGGUAAUGACUUCAAACCACAGGGUCAACUGAGUGAGGCUGAUGGUUGCUGGCCGUAUCCGUUCCAGAAGUGCAACCAUGUACCAACGGAAAAUAGUGAAUACCCAAAGUGCAAGGAUGUGGCUCAUCAGCCUCUCCCUCCAUGUCGAACAACAUGCACCAACAAGGCAUACAAGAAGAGCUUAAAGAAAGAUGUUCACCGAGCGAAAAGCUGGAGGAAAGUAUUUAAUGAUGCUCAGAGCAUCAAGCAGGAGAUAUUUGAUAAUGGCCCAGUCUUCAGCGCCUUCAAGAUGUACGAAGAUUUCAGAUAUUACAAGUCUGGAGUUUACGUGCCAACGACCAAGGAAGUCCUCUCCUUCCAUUUGGUCAAAAUUAUUGGUUGGGGAGCCGAUUCCGUUCAAGAAUAUUGGUUGGCGAUGAAUUCGUGGAACGAAGAGUGGGGAGAUCAUGGACUAAUAAAGAUGGCAUUUGGGAAGAAUCGUUUGGAAGAAACGGUACUUUCCAUAGAGCCAGAUAUGUGA
Messenger RNA from Perkinsus marinus ATCC 50983, 612 nucleotides. RefSeq names its product cathepsin B, putative. The transcript has 6 exons. Lineage: Eukaryota; Perkinsozoa; Perkinsida; Perkinsidae. Gene Ontology annotation, cellular component: lysosome. The record is from RefSeq and is a predicted model, not a curated record. Gene Ontology annotation, molecular function: cysteine-type endopeptidase activity. Bases 1 to 612 code for a protein of 203 amino acids.